Procambarus clarkii (red swamp crayfish) is the source of this 940-nucleotide messenger RNA. The record is from RefSeq and is a predicted model, not a curated record. Lineage: Eukaryota; Metazoa; Arthropoda; Malacostraca; Decapoda; Cambaridae.
AUGAGGCCACGAGUGCCUGUGUACUCACCUACUCACCUCAACCUCAUGCAGGAUGAGCUUCAGCUCCUGGACCUCAACAUGGCAGAUUUUCGUGCUUCUCAUCAUAGUGUUGGAAGUUUGUAUGAAGUCAGUGUGUGUCUACUCACAAAUGUUUACCAAGGUAUUGUUUACCAAGGUAUUGUUUACCAAGGUAUUGUUUACCAUGGUAUUGUUUACCAAGGUAUUGUUUUCCAAGGUAUUGUUUACCAAGGUAUUGUUUACCAAGGUAUUGUUUUCCAAGGUAUUGUUUACCAUGGUAUUGUUUACCAAGGUAUUGUUUACCAAGGUAUUGUUUACCAAGGUAUUGUUUACCAAGGUAUUGUUUACCAUGGUAUUGUUUACCAAGGUAUUGUUUACCAAGGUAUUGUUUACCAUGGUAUUGUUUACCAAGGUAUUGUUUACCAAGGUAUUGUUUACCAAGGUAUUGUUUACCAAGGUAUUGUUUACCAUGGUAUUGUUUACCAAGGUAUUGUUUACCAAGGUAUUGUUUACCAAGGUAUUGUUUACCAAGGUAUUGUUUACCAAGGUAUUGUUUACCAAGGUAUUGUUUACCAAGGUAUUGUUUACCAAGGUAUUGUUUUCCAAGGUAUUGUUUACCAUGGUAUUGUUUACCAUGGUAUUGUUUACCAAGGUAUUGUUUUCCAAGGUAUUGUUUACCAAGGUAUUGUUUACCAAGGUAUUGUUUUCCAAGGUAUUGUUUACCAAGGUAUUGUUUACCAAGGUAUUGUUUACCAAGGUAUUGUUUACCAAGGUAUUGUUUACCAAGGUAUUGUUUACCAAGGUAUUGUUUACCAAGGUAUUGUUUUCCAAGGUAUUGUUUACCAAGGUAUUGUUUUCCAAGGUAUUGUUUACCAAGGUAUUGUUUACCAAGGUAUUGUUUACCAAGGUAUUGUUUACCAAG